Messenger RNA from Beta vulgaris subsp. vulgaris (sugar beet), 816 nucleotides. RefSeq lists its product as hypothetical. The record is from RefSeq and is a predicted model, not a curated record. The transcript is spliced from 3 exons. NCBI's taxonomy places the organism in Eukaryota, Viridiplantae, Streptophyta, Magnoliopsida, Caryophyllales, Amaranthaceae. Bases 160 to 696 code for a protein of 178 amino acids.
CCUAAAACUAUUUGCACACUUAAGAUUAGGCAACUUCAAACUUUUGAGAAGCUGAAAGAAUAGUAACAUAAACGGUUGAGAAAGUUUCAGAAACUAUCUAGUAGUAAAAGCCGCAGAUAACAGUACCAAGUUAAAGCUCCAACUCUGUCUUCUUCUUCCAUGGCUAUGAAUAUGAAGCAGCUAUUUCGGCCAUCCAUGGCAUAUGCAACUACAAUCCGAUGUCGGUCCCACCAAAUCCUAGUUUUGGGUCAACCCAAGAUUGCAUUUUUCCACUCCCCAACUUCUCAAAAAACCCUUGUUAAACUCCCAACUUUGUUGGAGUUUUCUGGGUUGUCACCCAUUAUUUCUUCAACACCUCUUAAUUGUAAGAACAAUCGUAGGUUGAGUUCUUCUAAUGGGGCUUCAUCUCCUCAUCAUGUUAAUAAUCCUGGAUCUAUUGACUCAUCUUUGAUGCAAUCUAUGGAAAACAAGAUAAAAGAUGAGCUGAAUGCUGAAUCUGUUACUGUAAAAGAUGCUUAUGGUGAUGGCCGGCAUGUCAGCAUUGAUGUUGUAUCUGCAUCUUUCGAAGGACAAUCGGCUGUGAAUAGGCAGAGAAUGGUGUACAAGGCUAUAUGGGCAGAACUUCAGACCACUGUGCAUGCAGUUGAUCAGAUGAUCACUAGAACACCCAGUGAAGCAGCUGGGAACACCCAGUGAAUAAUUGUUAACAACCUAAUGGCUUAAUUUUUCUCUUCCAAUAUUAUUUUGGAUCAAAGAAUUCAGCUGGAUUUUUAUAGCUUGUGAUUCUCUUACAAUAAUAUAUAUGCCAUUUCUGUA